AGCCUCGCCACAGGCCCACCUACCUAGCGUCCAACUUCCGAAGCUCGCCUCGGCGUUUCGCUCCUCGCCGCCGCACGCACCCGAUGCCGUAGGUAGAAGCGUAGAACCCUAGCGCCGCACCCCCGAAGGCCGACGACGCCUGGAGCCUGGGAUGCGCCCCGCUGCCGGAUGCUCCUGAGCUCUCCGCGCCGCCGCACGAGGCCUCAAUCUGGUGCUGAGUGCUGACUACCAACCCACUGAGGAGAGAAUAUUACACUCACAUAGCUGAUAGUAGGAUGAGUCUCUGUACAAUGGCAAGACGGCUAUGUCUUACAAGACUGUCCUCUUGCAGUCGUCUUUCAGCAAUUUGGGCUCAUUUAUACAGCACCGAGGCUGCGAAGGACUCCGGUGCUAAGAAGUACAAGUACCCUGAAGUAUAUGACCCAUUUGGGCCUAUGCCACCACCGUCAGAGAAAGUUGUGGAUCUGGCUGACCGUAUUGCUGCUCUCCCUCCUGAGGAGAUCAAACAGAUUGCUCCGGUCCUCCUCCUUAGACUGAACCAAGAGCCACCACAGGCGAUAUCUGGCCAGGGUUUCAGUUUUGGUCCUCAGGGUGGUUCUGGGGCUGGCGCUGCAAAGGCUGAGGAGAAGAAAGCGGAGAAGACAGUCUUUGAUGUCAAGUUGGAGAAAUUUGAUGCUGCUGCAAAGAUCAAGAUUAUCAAGGAGAUCAGGACAUUUACAGAUUUGGGGCUGAAGGAGGCGAAGGAGCUAGUGGAGAAGGCACCAGUCAUUCUGAAGCAAUCGCUCACAAAGGAGGAAGCGGAAGCAAUCAUAGAGAAGAUAAAGGCAGCUGGUGGUGUUGCUGUGAUGGAGUGAAGGAUCAUCAACUGAACACAACAGACCUUUUCUUUGUUCCUAUUUUUGUUACCAUGACCAGGCAUUUGAGAUUGCACAUUGCAGUGGCUCUAUGCCGAUGGAGGAAAUAGUUCAGCUACGGUGGUAAACAAAGCGACAAUGGAACUAGAGAUUUAGUUGCUAUGAUGAUAGCCACGACUUGUUCUAGAAUAAGCUGUUCUUUGGGCUCUACACAACUUUUCUGGUGGAAUGCCUUGCACCAUAACUCAGUGUUGCCAUGAACCUGAUGCCUCAUACCUUCUGUUUAUCUUGUUGUAUUAUGACUUGAAAAUGCUUCACGAUCGCUUAGGGGCCCUAAAAUCUUCUCUGCCAAACAUAUCUAGCGAUGUAAGAAUAUCAUUGUUCUAUUGGUUUGUCCAAGAAAUCUCAUGUUCUUCAUUCAGUAUUUCA
Molecule: messenger RNA, 1283 nt
Organism: Phragmites australis (common reed)
Lineage: Eukaryota; Viridiplantae; Streptophyta; Magnoliopsida; Poales; Poaceae
Exons: 2
Coding region: 276-854 (192 amino acids)
Biological process (GO): translation
Cellular component (GO): ribosome
Molecular function (GO): structural constituent of ribosome
Source: RefSeq, a predicted model, not a curated record